Messenger RNA from Anthostomella pinea, 606 nucleotides. Lineage: Eukaryota; Fungi; Ascomycota; Sordariomycetes; Xylariales; Xylariaceae. The record is from the annotation of a GenBank genome assembly.
AUGACUGAGCAGAAGACGAGCGCCAAACGGACCAAAAACGCGGCCCAGCGGACAGGGUUCGGGGCUAUCCGUUUCUUGCGAAGCUGUGGUCGAAGACUCAGCUUGGAAUGGUCAGGAAGUACGGCAACCUUGCUAACCUCAAUAUCCUCUACCUCCAAGCAGAGCUGGCCUACCUGGAAGAUGCUCUCGCCCGGGAGCAACAGAAAGACAGAGUCUCCCCGGAGAGAAAAUCGGCGUGUGAUUGGAGUUGGUACGCUCUCAGCAACCAAGGUGUCAACAAGGAGCAAGCAGUGGGAGCUGGUCCUCGAAAUACGACAGAAACUUACCGAGUACCAUUCGGCCAUCCUUCAGUACUCGCAAAUUGCCUUGCUGAGACAGCCCACGGGUCGCCAGCGCCGAGCCAUGUUCGAUAUCAUCAGGUCAGCCUCUCGAAAUGACAGCCUCGGACAGUUCAGGUCCCUCGAUCUCGGUGGGGUAGGCGGACCGCGAGCAUACGGACGGCAACAUUCACAUGACCUUAUACUACUGGAGUCGCAGGAGGAAGAGAACGACGCCCUGUCUCGACUUCUUGUCCAGCCGCUGCUGACCAUGUUUCACUUCUUCUGA